AUGAGUAGUCACACUACACCCACCCUGUCCCAGCAAGCUGCUAUUGAAGACAAACUUGUUUCCCACGCAAUGGCCAGCAACAUCACACUGGACGGCAGCGUGGUACUCGGCAGCGUGCUUCAAGAAUACUGCGGCGAACGCAACAUCAAAUUCCACGCCGUCGUUACAAAGCGUCAGGUGUGGGCCAAUUUCAGCUAUGGGUCGACUAGAUGCCAGCACUGGCGUCACUUUACAGCCGAAUCUGACCUUGUUCCACUCCUUCAGCAGAAUUCGUCAUUUUUCGAUGUGCUCCCACUGCUUGCGAGUAAGGAGGAAGCGCGUCACCAGCCCACUGGUGUCCUCUUUAGUCUGCGCAAGCUUGUUGGCCACAUGGUCACCUGCCAGCGAUGGCAAGAAGAGAAAGAACGAGCACAGGCGGCUCACCGCCCAAUGGAAGCAAUCUGGCUGCUCUCCUCUCUCAACGAAUCGGUGUCGACAACAAGCGGCAGUCAGCUCUGUCUUCCUUACUCCAUGGGAGAGUACGUUCUGACAGCGCAUGCGCCCACCAUUGGUCACAUGCCCGAACGACUUCAAGAUCUGGAGAAACCUCACACAGCCAUCCUAGAGUUCUUGAACGACAAGGCCCCUCUCGUGUACACCAGCGAUCACAUUGGCCGAACACAAGUCCGCAUUUGGUACCAACUCCCAGGAGCCAGCUCCAACGCUCAGCCCCACGUGCAGAGACUGCGUCAGCCACUCGAGCCAGACCCAGAGAUCUUGGUUCAGUUUAACCUCCGUCUCGCUGCUCUCAGUCCUCCUCCUGAGAGCGGCGUCGUGUCUGACUCUGAGGCCGCCCCUCUCUCCUCAGACCAGUAG
This is a messenger RNA of Apiotrichum porosum, 855 nucleotides long. RefSeq lists its product as uncharacterized. The coding region runs from base 1 to 855 and encodes 284 amino acids. The transcript has 5 exons. Lineage: Eukaryota; Fungi; Basidiomycota; Tremellomycetes; Trichosporonales; Trichosporonaceae. The record is from RefSeq and is a predicted model, not a curated record.